This is a messenger RNA of Bactrocera latifrons, 2944 nucleotides long. RefSeq lists its product as uncharacterized. Bases 382 to 2868 code for a protein of 828 amino acids. Lineage: Eukaryota; Metazoa; Arthropoda; Insecta; Diptera; Tephritidae. The transcript has 8 exons. The record is from RefSeq and is a predicted model, not a curated record.
AAAUCUUGUAUCCACAAUUUACACAGUGCUUUGAAUAUAAAUUAAUAAUCGUGUUGCCACUUUGUACCUAAAUUCAAAAAUAACCGUAUCAGAGUUUCGAAAUAUAUAUAAAAUACAGGUAAAAUAAGCCAAACUGGUUUCUGAUAAGCGCUGGAGUAGCUAAUAUUAUGUAUGCAGAUAUGUCUAUGUAGAAUGUUCCAAACAUAGACAAAAGGAUAAAUAAGGAAUUUAAUAAAAAAACACACACAAGUGACAACGGAAACCCAUACUUUAAUUAUACUCACAACAAAAGCGCACAGUAAACAUGUAACAACAACCCUAAUAUCGUUAUAGUCUUCCAAGAAACUAACACAAAAGCAACAAAAACAAACUUCUCUUCACAUGUCCACAAGACCAGCGAUGGAAAAUAUUGUGGAAAUUCACAACAGUUACAACAACAAACGGCAACUUUUCCAUGCGAGGAUUCAGAAAGAGUUUGCAAAGCUAGCGACGAGUACGAGAGAAAACUUACCGUGCAACAAGAACAAAAAUAACAUACGCAAAACCAACUGUAGCAGAGCCACAACCACUACACACAACGAAUAUAUUGGACAACAACAAACGCAACAAUCAAAUCAACGACUAGAACCAAUUCGGCGAGAGCAACUGUGUAAUGCACGACAUGCGAGCGCGACAGCGGCAACAACACAAACACAAGAACAAUAUAAACAACAACCACAGCUAACGCCCACUGUCGACUAUUUUCGCUUCUCUGCUCUGUAUGCACUUGUAGCGACUUCCGCUACAGCAGCCGCGUGCAACAUGCGUGAAACAUACGCGUGCGUGACUGCGUACGCUGAAGAUGCCGAUGUCGUAGCUGAUAUUAACGAUUAUAUGCCACACAACCACAAUACACGACAGCGUUGUGUGCACGACGCCAACAUUUUGCAUGCGAGACGUUGCCAUAAAAGCCUUACACAAACACACUUCAGCAAAUUUUUGCGCACCACAUGCCUCCGGAGUCGUGGCGGUGGCGGUGUACGACAUGAUGCCGACGCAGGUGAUGUCAGCGGUUGUGGUCUCUAUGGUGCGUUUGGUGCUGCCACCGGAAGCGGAACCACGUACGCUGGUAGUGGCCUCGAUACACGUAGCAUUUUCUAUUUAACGCUCGUAUUUUUCAUCUAUUGUACCGUAAUGAUGCGCGCCUCCGUCGCGGCAACAGCCAUUGCCAAUGCGACAAUGCAUAGCAAUAAUAGUAAUAGCGUGGCCAAUGAUGCGCUCUCUGUGGGGGCGGUCGCUUUGUCGUCAUUUACUGCUGAUCCUAUUGCGGAAAAUGUGACGAAAAGCAAUGUAAUAGUGAUUGACAACAGUGCCCAAGACAAAGCGUCAGUUUCAUCGCCUAAAACUAUGCACAUUACUAUAACAAUGCCAUCACCUGUCGCCGUUAACUUGACAACUGCUAUUGUGAAUGAUUCAUUGUUAGCAACAGCCAAGGCGUCAGCCGACUUUGUGGUGUACGCGAACAACACCAGCCUAGCGAAAGUGCAGCGCGUUACAAAGCGCGAUACCGUUCAUGUGCCUGAUGAUGAGGAUGAUUCCGCCUAUCAUGAUGACGAAUUUGAUGAAUACGAGGCUUUAAUUAACAAUAGAUCUGCUAAAGGCAAAUAUAUUGGUGCUCCCUGCUUCAACAACAUGACAUGCGAAACUUCAUUAAUUCAUGUCACCUGUGAUAGGGAGACAAAGAUUUGCGGCUGUGAAAGAAAUUACCCAGUGCAGCUUGGACUGACAAAAGGUUGCGAUAAACCGAAAAAACUGGGCGAACAGUGUUUCUACGACGAAACCUGUAUGUUUAGCGACGAAAAUUCCCUUUGUGUUCAAGUGCGACACAAUGCCAUGUGUCAAUGUGCGAAUGGUUUUCACUCGGUUAGUCACACGAAGCCAACACGACGUGUUUUUUGUACGAAAGACUUAAAGGAAUUAAAUUCUGAUCUGCCUACUCUAUUGGGUGUGGCAACGGGCAUAGCAGUACUUACCGGUCUUAUAUGUAUGGUAUUACAUCUAUUUACCAAAACAAAGUAUCCACGUCCUCGAAACUUUGGCGAUGCGAAUCUACCGCCACCGAUAAUGUAUUCUAGCGAGACAGUACAAUCGGGUCGACCAUCAUCACGUUCCAGUUUACGUUCUAGUGGCUCAAUCGGUUCCUAUGGCAAUCGACGCGCCUCAUCCGGUGGCGCUACAGCUGGUGUGCAUGGUAUGGGUGGUGGUGGCGGUGGCGGCAGUAGCGGUACGAAAGGCAUACUCGUCUCUACAUCACGUACAGGUUCUCGAAGACCAAGUCUAGCGUCGGUUCAUAGUACUAGUUCGUCUGUGCGUAGUUAUAGUAUGAUGCGUUUCGAGAAGGAGGUCCAACAGAAGGAGAUACGUCAGGAGAUGAAAUUACGUUUGGCACGUCUGCAACAACAACAACAUCUUAAUCAAAAUAAACCGCAAAUUGUAAUUGGCGAUACGCUACAACAUCACAUGAGCGCUGCGUCGGCGCUAAGUCGCUUGAGCGGUAUGCCAACACCGAGUCCAUUAACUCCAAAUUCUACAGAUGAACUACUACCAUCGGUGGACGAGUUGCAAGAGUAUCCACCGAAAAGUGACGAUCUAGCAACAACCAUACACAAAAUGGCUGCUGACAGCGUGGCCGCUUCUACGCUUACCGCGAUAAAGCAAGCAGCAAUCGGCACCAGCAUCGCCUUAACGACAAGCAUGGGCGCAACAACAAUGGCAACGAGCACGGCUGCCAGCAGUGGUGGCAGCUUGGUGACGCCGGGCACACCAUCGGAUGUGGUUGGAGCUGCUGCCUACAUUGGACCCUGUAGUUCAUCGACUGAAGCACUCUAAAAGAGGUACACUUAAGCGUUACAAUAAAGGCGUUACACACACAAAUAAUAGUUUAGCAAAAUAAAAAAAAAAAGGA